Oryzias latipes (Japanese medaka) is the source of this 2377-nucleotide messenger RNA. It is a transcript of the gene dapk3, whose product is annotated as death-associated protein kinase 3. Gene Ontology annotation, cellular component: cytoplasm; nucleus. The record is from RefSeq and is a predicted model, not a curated record. Gene Ontology annotation, biological process: intracellular signal transduction; protein phosphorylation; positive regulation of apoptotic process. Lineage: Eukaryota; Metazoa; Chordata; Actinopteri; Beloniformes; Adrianichthyidae. Gene Ontology annotation, molecular function: ATP binding; protein serine/threonine kinase activity.
UCUGAAUACUCGCGUUCUCACCGGAAACACAUGCCUGGGAAUCAAUAACGCGCUUCUGUUGGCUUGAACAGUAGUUUUUAAACCGUUAAACCGGGUUUUUAUGCUAGCUCUGGGAGGCUAGCAGUAUUCAAGCAUCUGUUUGCGAUCAUUCGUGAAAAAGUUCAGUAAUGUAAUUGUGUUCAUAUUUACUUAAAUUGUAACAGAGGUGGGGCUUUCUACCGAUCACCGGUAGAAAAACGGUGAUCCCCGGUGUUGCCGCUUCUUUUUAACCGGAAACCCGCUCGUCGGUUGUGUGUGGAUGUCCCUUUAACGGAGCCGCUCGCAGCUGGAGGAGAUGAUGUAAGGAGGGCCGGUAUGUGGAGGGCUGACACCAGCCCCAAAGUCUAGAAACUCACGAUGCCCAAAUAUGGCGUUCAGACCCAAACGGAGUAACGAUCAUCAGUGAAGUCAGCAGCAUGGCUGGCUUCAGGCAGGAGGACGUGGAGCUGCAUUAUGAGAUGGGAGAGGAGCUGGGCAGCGGCCAGUUCGCCAUCGUCCGUAAGUGCAGGGAGAAGAGCACGGGCGGCGAGUACGCGGCCAAGUUCAUCAAGAAGCGGCGUCUGUCCUCCAGCCGGCGGGGGGUGAGCCGCGAGGAGAUCGAGCGCGAGGUCAACAUCCUGCGGGAGAUCCAGCACAGCAACAUCAUCACCCUGCACGACAUCUUCGAGAACAAGACCGACGUGAUCCUGAUCCUGGAGCUGGUGUCCGGAGGAGAGCUCUUCGACUUCCUCGCAGAGAAGGAGUCUUUGACCGAGGAGGAGGCCACGCAGUUCCUGAAGCAGAUCCUGGACGGCGUCCAGUACCUGCACUCCAAACGCAUCGCUCACUUCGACCUCAAGCCGGAGAACAUCAUGCUGCUGGACAAGAACGUUCCCAACCCCAGGAUCAAGCUGAUCGACUUUGGGAUCGCUCACCAGAUUAAAGCAGGAAACGAGUUCAAGAACAUCUUCGGGACUCCAGAGUUUGUGGCUCCUGAAAUCGUCAACUACGAGCCGCUCGGCCUGGAGGCGGACAUGUGGAGCAUCGGCGUGAUCACGUACAUCCUGUUGAGCGGAGCGUCUCCGUUUCUGGGCGAGACCAAGCAGGAGACUUUGACCAACAUCUCUGCCGUCAACUACGACUUUGACGAGGAGUAUUUCAGCAACACCAGCGAGCUCGCCAAGGACUUCAUUCGCCGCCUCCUGGUCAAGGAUCCAAAGAAGAGGAUGACGAUUGACGACAGUCUAGAGCAUCCCUGGAUUAAGGUCAUUAAGAGACGAAACGUCCGGCCAGAGGAGGGAGACCAGAAGACCAAGCGCCGGCGCCUGAAGACCACCCGUCUGAAGGAGUACACCAUCAAGUCCCACUCCAGCAUGCCCCCCAACAACACCUACGUCAACUUCGAGCGCUUCUCCCAGGUGCUGGAGGAGAUCGCGGCUGCAGAGGAGGGCCUGAAGGAGCUGGAGCACAACCAGCGCUCCUGCCAGGAGGACGUGGCGGCGCUGCUGUCCAUCUACGAGGAGAAGGAGGGCUGGUACAAGGAGGAGAACCAGAGCAUCUCCUUAGACCUGAGCCACAUCCGCCAAGACCUGCAGCGCACCCAGGCCCAGCGGAAGAAGUGCCAGGAGGAGACGCGGCUCACCACGCAGGCCGCCAGCAUCCUGAAGCGCAGGUUCGGCCGCCUGGAGAACCGGUACGAGGUCCUGGCGGAGCAGGUGGCCUCAGAGGUGCGCUGGGUGGAGGAGCUGGUGAAGUCCUUUUCUGAGGAGAAGGCCGCCCUGAGCCCAGUCAGCUUGGCCUAGACCGGUUCUGGUCCAAAGACUCCAUCUGCAGUUGUAGGAACUGCUUAUAGUUUUACUGCUUUUAUGCGUCGAGCUGCAUUUUUAUCCUAAAGCUGUACGUUAUGAGGAUGUUCAUUCCAUUCUAGACUUUUAUCCCAAACUCACUGCAGUAAGUUCUUAACAUUUUACAUUUAUGACUUUUUAGAAUGAUUUUCCUAAAUGAGUCAUUUUCACGUGAACAUAAAGGACCAGGAAAUUAUUUAAUGAGACGAGCUUUACUAGAUUCGUGAAUGUACGAACAUUUUAGUGCCUGAAACAUUUUCAACCUCAUAAGACAACUCAGUCUCACCGUCGCCAUGGAAACCGAACCACGCACAUGGAAGCUCACCAUGAAGACUCUUUGCAGCUUUGAGUCUUAGACCUGAGAACUUCAGUCAUUCCAUUUCCAGCGGCACAUUCCCGCCUUUUACCCGUUUGACUCCAGUGAUGUUCUUGCAAUAAGGGACUCAUUUGCACUGUGGAGGACGCCGUUGAAAUGUCUGAACCCGUUUGAAAUAAAGUUAUUUCUGAAGCUGCAA